UCUCUGGUCCAGGUGUUCCUGACGUCGCCCACUGAGGUGGCCAAAGUUCGCCUGCAGACGCAGACACAGAAGCAGCAACGGCGGCUCUCGGCCUCGGGGCCCUCGGCUGUGCCCCCCGUGUGUCCUGCGCCCCCAGCCUGCCCAGAGCCCAAGUACCGCGGGCCGCUUCACUGCCUGGCCACAGUAGCCCGCGAGGAGGGGUUGCGCGGCCUCUACAAGGGUAGCUCAGCCUUGCUGUUACGGGACGGCCACUCCUUUGCCACCUACUUCCUUUCCUAUGCCAUCCUGUGUGAGCAGCUCAGGCCCGCUGGCCACAGCCAGCCAGAUGUUCUGGGCGUGCUGGUGGCCGGGGGCUGUGCGGGAGUCCUGGCCUGGGCUGUGGCCACCCCCAUGGACGUGAUCAAGUCGAGACUGCAGGCAGAUGGACAGGGCCAGAGGCGCUACCGGGGCCUCCUGCACUGUAUGGUGACCAGCGUGCGGGAGGAGGGACCCCGGGUCCUUUUCAAGGGCCUGGUGCUCAACUGCUGCCGCGCCUUCCCUGUCAACAUGGUGGUCUUUGUCGCCUAUGAGGCGGUGCUGAGGCUCACCCAGGGUCUGCUCACAUAGCUGGUCCCCACGCCCAGCGGCCCACCCGCCGGCAGCUGCUGGAGGUUAUAGUGGCGGGAGGAGGCAAGGAGUAGUGUGGCUGGGGUUGGGACCCCACAGGGCUGUUGCCCAGGAAAACGAGGAGCCUCCCUGCAGUGAGUCGGCCGAGGCCUGAGCUUGCCCUGCCCAGCGACUGACCUCAGGUCGAGGGGCCGCCGGCCAUCAGCCAGCAUUGUCCUGGGUGGCAGGAGCCAGGGAGGAGUGGGCCUCUUCGAUGAGGUCGUGUGUCGCAUGGAGUCAGUUGUUCAUCCCAGCUUCCCCGUGGCCCCCGCCUCCCAUGUCUUUGGAGCAAACUUCCAGGGAGUCAGGUAUGUGCUCAGCCAACCUCUAUCCCAUUCCCAGACCCUCGUCCCCACUACUGUUCUUGUCUUCAUGAGCUGUCCCUUACAGGCAGGGGCUUCCCACAGGCUGGGGGCCUUAGGGCAGGGAGCAUGAGCUGGGCUGGCCCACCAUGACUGACGGCUCCCGGCCUGGCUUGUUCCCCACAGCAGGCUGCUCCCAGGGGUGCUGCCGGGACUGCCAUGCCCACCUGGCAGGGGCCCGGGGUGGCCGUCCUCACCCGGUUAGGGCAUUUGGAGUGAGGUUCCUCAGGAGCCAUCACUCUGCCUGUGGACGCUGCAAAGACCCC
Chlorocebus sabaeus (green monkey) is the source of this 1273-nucleotide messenger RNA. Lineage: Eukaryota; Metazoa; Chordata; Mammalia; Primates; Cercopithecidae. The record is from RefSeq and is a predicted model, not a curated record.